This is a messenger RNA of Cicer arietinum (chickpea), 1265 nucleotides long. Its product is annotated as fatty acid desaturase 4, chloroplastic. NCBI's taxonomy places the organism in Eukaryota, Viridiplantae, Streptophyta, Magnoliopsida, Fabales, Fabaceae. The record is from RefSeq and is a predicted model, not a curated record.
GUGAUGCCAAUUCAAUGUUAAAAAAAAAUCCUCUAACGUUAUUUGAGAAUUCAAUAACACCACGCAUCCUCAUUGUCCACCAUGCCUUUUUCUACUUCCACAAAAACUUCAUUUGUUCAUUCUUCCCACAACCACUACUAUUGUAGCUCCAAAUUUUAUAUAUCUUGCCCUUACAUAAGCCUUUGAUUCCUCUUCAACUUCUUCAAUGUCUUCCCUAGUCCAACACAAGUACCUUCCAAGUUUUCGCCACGGACUAUGCACAAAGAGCACGCAAAUCCAACGAAUUCGCGUGUAUUGCUCCACCACCACCUCUACUACCACUGCCGUUAAGUCUAAGUCCAAUGUCAAACAAUUAACUGUGGAGCCCAAACUUGCACUACCGUCGAUAAAGGUGGUAACCGCCGCUAACCGUCCAUCGGAUAGCGACCUAAGUUUGCAAUCUACAUGGACUCAUCGUGCAUGGGUGGCAGCCGGAUGCACAACUUUGCUAAUUUCUUUGGGAGAGUCCAUUAAUGGUGCAAUUGAUAUGCAUAUGUGGGUUGAGCCCAUUUUGGCAGGUUUGGUUGGUUACAUCUUAGCUGAUCUCGGGUCAGGGGUUUACCAUUGGGCUAUUGAUAAUUAUGGAGAUGGGUCAACCCCAUUAGUUGGAGCCCAAAUUGAAGCUUUCCAAGGCCAUCAUAAAUGGCCUUGGACUAUUACUAAGCGUCAAUUUGCUAACAAUUUGCACGCACUUGCGCGUGUGGUGACCUUUAUAGUGCUUCCUAUUGAUCUUGUUUUCCAUGACCCUAUAGUUCAAGGUUUCGUUGGGGUGUGCUCUGGUUGCAUUAUGUUUAGCCAACAAUUUCAUGCAUGGGCCCAUGGGACAAAGAGCCGGCUUCCGCCGCUCGUGGUGGCUUUGCAAGAGGGUGGAGUGCUUGUGUCACGGUCGCAGCAUGCGGCGCACCACCGGCCACCGUAUAACAAUAAUUACUGUAUAGUAAGUGGAGUGUGGAAUGAGUUUUUGGAUAAAAGUAAAGCUUUUGAAGCUAUGGAAAUGAUAUUGUAUUUUAAACUUGGAGUUAGGCCUAGGUCAUGGAGUGAGCCUGCUUCUGAGUGGGUGGAGGAGGUUGAGAUUGCUUCUCAAAGCCAAGCCCAAUGACCCUUACCUUUUUUUUUCUUUAUUAAAAUAUUUAUUAUUUAUUGCACAUAAUGUGUGGCUAUAUGACUUAUCUCUAUUCUUUCCACACAAAUAAAAAUUAAUAGAUUUUUAUUUUUUUGUUUUAAAA